AUGGAAUAUAUUGCUGAAACCAUUGCUCUAGGAGUAGAUUCUCUUAUCCUAGCAACAUGCAUAAAACAAUACUACAAAAAUAAAAAUGCUAUGGCUAUGAUACAAGGGGCACCCUAUCUUGAAAUCAACAAAGAUUUAAAAGAGAUUGUGGGAACACAUCCUGAAACCAAGCUGUCCUAUGUUUCAAUAAGGGGAACAGUUAAGGCACUAGGAAACCCCAUAAUCAGUAAUAGUAAUCCAAAUGUAACAGGUGUGAUUCAAUUGUUAAGGAUAAAAGAACAUGUUAUACAAAGAAGUUCAACUGGAUUCUGGGCUGAUUCUGAAAGGGUUAUACAAGAAGUUCAUAAUGUCAUGCCUUUUUCUCUGGAAACCAAAGGCAUUCGUAUUGAAGUUUGUGAUCCUCUAGCUGCUGAUGUAUUAGACAUGGAUGUGAUAACAGACCAGUUUCACCCAACAGUACCUAGUGUUAUAGAUCACAUAUGGAGCUUCUUUGCAGGUGUACGCCAGAGAGGUGUACAGUCUACAGAAAAAAUGCUAAGAACUGGUACAACAAUAACAGGUAUAGGAGAAUUAGUGGCAGGUAAAGAUGGAGUCAUCAAAUUACAACCACCUUCAAAUGGUGCCCCUUUCUAUCUGACAAAUAUGCAAGUGACUUCUCUGAUUAAGAAACUUGAUGGCUCUAAAAAGAAUUACAAAUUAUUGUGCAUAGUUUUUGGCACAAUAGGCAUCAUUUUGGCUGGGUUUAUCAUUAGAAAAUAUUUGAGAAUCAAAAGGAAAAAGAAGGAAACAGAAAUUCAGAAAUCUUUGUUAGAGGCAUCCAGGAGGGAGAGGAGAAGGAUAAUGAGAGAGGGUGAUUUGACAGAAAAUCAGCUAUGUGUAGUAUGCAAAACAAAUCCUAAAGAGAUAAUUUUAUUGCCCUGUGGCCAUGUCUGCCUAUGUGAAGACUGUUCCAUAGAUAUAUCUGAGAAGUGCCCUGUAUGUAGAACAUCAAUAAACACAAAAAAUGUGGCAUAUGUGAUAUAG
Phaedon cochleariae (mustard beetle) is the source of this 1023-nucleotide messenger RNA. Lineage: Eukaryota; Metazoa; Arthropoda; Insecta; Coleoptera; Chrysomelidae. The record is from the annotation of a GenBank genome assembly.